AUGAAAAUGCCAAUAUUGUUUCUGAAUUUUUAUUUCCUGUUAAUAUAAAUUAGCAGGUCUUAACUAAUUUAUAGUAAUUUUCAUGGAACUUUUACAUCCGCAAGCUUUGGUAUGUUAUUGCUAUAUUAAGAUUGGAAUAUAUACUAAAGGGAUAAUCAUGGGUAUACAGUGGCAAAUUGUGGAUUAAAAAGCGUCUUAAUCAUGAACGAAUGCACAAACUGGGCCUUUAAUAGUUUAACAUCAAAAUCUUUUGAGCUUCCUCCACAUUAUUAAGUCAAUCUGUCAUUUAAACUUUGGAUGAGAUCCGCUACUAACUAUUUUUUCUAUUUGUAUGUUGACAACGAACUUAAACUUUUAAUCUAAAAAUCUCUAUACACUUUUACAAACGGUUGUACACCAUAUGAAUCAUAUGAUAUAUCUGAAAAUAUUAUUCACUAGAGCUCUUCCAUUCAAAUUACAAUGGUCUCUAAUUAAUCUUCAUGGGGCUUUUCUGAAUUUAAUUUAAAUGUCAUAAAUACUACUCAAAAGAUUUGGGAAUUAGUUUAUUAAUCGUUUAAUAACAAAAUUUUCUCCACUAUAUCUGUAGAUGAUGGGUGGAUGACUAACAACAUAGUUUCUUAAUAAGUAUAGUAAUGCACAGAUUUCAAUUUUUUAAGAUCAUCAGGGACUAAUUUUAUCAAAGAAUUCGUUUUAAAUCUUCAUAAAAAAAUAAGCUUGAAUAUGAAAGUGUUAAUAUUCAACUAAACUUCAUCAACAAUAGAUUUGAAAAUUGAUAAUUAAUAGGUAAUAACUAAAAUCUCAGAUUCUUAUGUAUAAUCCUCAAUUCCAUUAUGUUAUAAUUUUACAGUAUUUUAAGUAUAAAUAUCGGAUUUUGAACAUAAAAAUGUAAAUCUUAGAAUAGAGGUAUUAACUUAAACAGAUGGCUCUACUUCUUGGUUUGGAAUCAGAGAUUUUUCAUUAUUUACUGAUAUAUAUGAAGAUUAUUAAUGUAAAGACUUCAACAUUUAGCCAUUUGAUGGGUGUUUCUCUAAUCAAUACGAUUGUAAUUUGGGUUGUAGUAAUUGCGUAAAUGGAAUCUGCAUCAACUGUUUAGAUGGCUGGACUUUGUACACAAAAAAUAAUUGUAUACCUAUUUGUGGUGAUUAGAAAUUAAUGUUAAAUGAGAUUUGUGAUGAUGGUAAUUCUAAUCCAUACGAUGGUUGCCAUAAUUGCUAAUUUUCUUGUCCAUUAAAUUGCAUCCUUUGCACUUAUGGAACUUGUAAGGAAUGUGAAAAAUCCUAUUUUCUUGUAAAUAAUAGGUGUAAACAUGGUUUUUAGUUUGAUGAAAGCUUUGUUGAACAAUUAGAAACUGGUGUUCUCAUCAAUUGGACCAAUUAUCUUGAAAAAAAUGGCAUUUAAUGUUAACCUAACUCUCAAUAACAAUCAAUACUGUAAUUAUCUUAAUAGUAUAAUCUACUUUAAAAUAAUUAUUAUAGAUUAAACAUAAUUUAAAGUUUUUCGGUUUGUUAUUUUCCAGAUUCUUAAAUUAUUUUAGAUCAUGAAUAAGAUAGUUAAACCGAAUGUAAAAAAGGUUAUAAAUUUUCACCAAGCAAAAGAUAAUGUGUUGAAAUUUGUAAUUGUUAAGAUUUAGUUAGCUUGUAAAAUAAUGAUUGUAAUAAUUGUAUAUAAAACUGCUAAUUAGAAUGUUUAAUAUGUCUUUAAGAUAAAUGUUAUGUUUGUCUUGAGGGAUGGCAAUUGGUUGAUAAUAAAUGUUAGCAAAUUUGUGGAGAUAAUUAAAUAGCAUUACAUUCUAAUGAGCAGUGUGAUGAUGGUAAUUAUGUUAUUGAGGAUGGGUGCUAUGAUUGUUUAUUUUAAUGUGGAUCUUAUUGCUAAUUUUGCAAUAAGGAAUUAAAUUGUCUCCUAUGUGAAGCAAAUUUCAAGCUGGCACAUCAUUUAUGCACACCAAUAUGUGGUGAUAAAAUAGUUAUAAGUGGAUUAGAGGAAUGUGAUGAUGGAAACAACAUUAAAUAUGAUGGUUGUUUUGAAUGUUAAUUUUAAUGUAAUUUUGGCUGUAAAAUUUGUGAAUCUGGCAAAUGUUAAGAUGUGUGUAAAGUUGAAGAAGAAUCUAUAAAUGGUGAAUGUGUUCCAAUAGUUCUAAUUGAAAUUGAAGAAAUUGAUCCAAUUCAACCUGAAUGCUAGAAUGAUUGCUAAGUUUGCGAUGGGGCUAAUUGCCUCCUAUGUAAACCAGAUUAUAUUUUGGAAAAUAAGAAGUGUGUCUCAUGUGGAAAUGGGAUUGUAAACAAAGAUGAAGAAUGUGAUGAUGGAAACAGGAUCAAUUCUGAUGGAUGUUCAAAUUAAUGUAAAAUUGAAGAGAAUUGGAAUUGCAUAGAAUCCUAUUCAUUAUUAAGUUAAUGUUCCCGUAUUCCUAGAAUUUCGAUUGCAUUUUUAAACUCAACUUUUAACACACAAUAUGUUUAAUUAUCAUAUAAUAAUAAAGUUAAACUGAAUUAAUAAGAAAAUAACUUUUUAGAUUAUAAUGUUAAUUCAAUUAACAUAGGUCCUACUUAUUAUAAUAUCAGUAUUUUUCCUGUAGUAGAAAUAGUCUCAAAUGAGACUCGAGAUAUCAAUUAUGAAUUAAAAAUUCAAAUUAACUAACAACUCUCAUAAAAUCCAAUUUUAGAAGUUAAGGUCGAUCUUAUUUUAUUGGAUGAAAACGAUUUACCAGUACCACCAUAGUCAUAAUAAAUUGAAUUAAAUGCCCCUUUAGUUCUAAAUCAGGCAUAAAUAGAAGUUUCUAAAAAUUUCUAAAAAUUUGGUUACAAUAUUAUGCUUGCAUUAGGAGGUUUCGCUAUUUUUGCAUUGCUUCUUGGUUCUCCCUAAUAAUUUUUAGAAAUCUUAGAUACAUUAUAAUUUUACUCAUAUUUGAAGUUUAUAAAUGUAGAAUAUCCAGAAAAUCUUAAUAUUUAUUUUUAAUCUUCUGAAUUGAUAUCAGUGGAUCCAAUAUUAUAAUUUUUGGGAAUUAAAGAUAAUUUUGAAAAUUAGUUAGGGAUUAAUAUAAUUUAAGGUUUUGGGAAGUUUUAUCAGUAUUAAAUUAAUGCUGAUUUAAUAACUAAUAUAUAUAGCUAAUUAAUGUAGGUAAUUUUAUUCUUUUCAUUAUUGAUAAUUCUGAAAAUGUAUCUGAAGUUUUGCUUAAAGGUUUGUUUUACUUCAUAUUUCAUUUAUUUUUUCAGAAAACGGAAAUCAAAAGCAUUUGAGUCGCUUGCAAUAAAACUAUAUUAAUAAAAUAAAUAGAUAAAGAAAUAUUUAAAUUUUGACUCCAUAAAUUUGAUAAUAGAUUUUUACUAUGCUAAUACUUGGGAUUUAAGUUUUAAGGUUUUAUUGUAUUUAACCUUUAACUAAUAAUCAGGAAUUAGAACUUUAGUGUCAUUAAUAUUUUGUCUGAUAUAUUUUAUAAUAGGAAUAUGUAUUGGAGUGAGAAAUUUUGAGAUACCCAGUAAUAACAUAGAUUUCAAAAAAUUAAAAAAUUAACAGCAUUAAUAGAUUAUUAUGUUAAAAAAGAUUACCUUUGUGUUAAUUUUAAUUAGAAUGCAAGAUUUCUCUAUAGCAUAAUGCAUAAUGCUCUCCUUUUCCACUUGUGCAUAUAUAGGGUUUUUAUUUAUUCUUAAGGUUACAAAUACUAUUUUAGACUUGAUGAAUAUCUUGUGCGUAGAGGUUUCGGUAAUAUUAUUUACAUUGGUUAAUUUGUCAUUUUGUAAAGAUUUUAACAAUGUUUUUACUCCUGAUUAAAUAAUUAGAAUAGGUUUUUUAUAAAUAGCUUGCUUAAUGUUUGGAUUAUUAGGUCCUUUAAUUAAUUGUGUUUAUAAGUUUUAUAAUAAACUUAAAAAAAUUUACAGGUUAACCAAACCAAAAAAGUUCUAACUCAAAAGAGCAAUUAGGAAUAUUAUGUUUGAAGUACCACUUUGA
Molecule: messenger RNA, 3942 nt
Organism: Paramecium tetraurelia
Lineage: Eukaryota; Ciliophora; Oligohymenophorea; Peniculida; Parameciidae
Exons: 3
Source: RefSeq, a predicted model, not a curated record